This is a messenger RNA of Chenopodium quinoa (quinoa), 660 nucleotides long. RefSeq lists its product as uncharacterized. NCBI's taxonomy places the organism in Eukaryota, Viridiplantae, Streptophyta, Magnoliopsida, Caryophyllales, Amaranthaceae. The transcript has a single exon. The coding region runs from base 1 to 660 and encodes 219 amino acids. The record is from RefSeq and is a predicted model, not a curated record.
AUGGCAGCAGAUGUACUGUUAUGGACAAGUUGUUAUGAUGAAGCGGGUCCGUUAACUGGAAGUGGAUUCAACGAAGUUGAUCGAAUUCAAAAGGCCUCGAAGUUGUUCCAUAUAUCAGCCAAACCACCACACAAUUUUGUUUUUCCCCACGCUUGGGAAAUGAUAAAGAAUGACCCAAAGUGGAGGCCUAAACUCAGAUGGGCAUUGUCACUAAAGGAACGACAGGAUUGUCAACUGCGUCCGGAAGGGGACACCGAGGAUAGCAGUGGAAGUGGAAAGAGAUCGAGAACUGACAGUGAAGCUGAAGGAGAUGUUCCCGUUGGUGGGUUUUCAUCAGGAGGUAUACCCAGACCCGACUGGGUAAAAAAAGCAAAGGCUAAGCGUAAGGGAAAAGCUAUUGCUCAUGAUAGUGCAAUUUUAAGUAUUGGUGAACAGAUACAGGCUUGUACUGAAGUUAGAAGCUUUGAGACAAAUUUACGGCAGCAAAGGUUGGAGCUUGAAAGGGAAAAGGAAAAGAGGAAAAACAAACAGGUCGAAUUACAAGAGAAGAAGAUGAAAUUUGAUAUGUUGCAAGCAAUUAUGUCCAAAACGACGCCACUUACACCAACUGGAGAAGCGUGGAAGGAGGAACUAAUUCAAGAAGUGUAUGGUGGAAAGUAG